UCUCCCAUCCCCUGCUGUCGGAGCACCGGGCCGAUCCCCGGCGUGGUGGGAGCAGCUCCGUUGCCCUCCGCCGCGUUUCCGGGGCGGGUGAGGGCUUUUCUGCGGGCGGGCUGCGGCCGCUGGAGCCCUGCUUCUGCUGUCGGUACCGGUCCAGCCUGGCCUGGCCCGGCCCGUCCAGCCGCCAGGAUGAUCAACGCCAUCCUGGUGUUCAACAACCACGGCAAGCCGCGGCUCGUCCGCUUCUACCAGCACCUGACGGAGGAGGUCCAGCAGCAGAUCAUCCGGGAGACCUUCCACCUGGUGCUGAAGCGAGAUGACCACAUCUGCAACUUCCUGGAGUGUGGCAGCCUCUUUGGUGGCUCUGACUACAAGCUGAUCUACCGGCACUAUGCCACACUCUACUUCGUCUUCUGCGUGGACUCCUCAGAGAGCGAGCUGGGCAUCCUGGACCUCAUCCAGGUGUUUGUGGAGACGCUGGACAAAUGCUUUGAGAAUGUCUGUGAGCUGGACCUCAUCUUCCACAUGGACAAGGUCCACCACAUCUUGCAGGAGGUGGUGAUAGGUGGCAUGGUGCUGGAGACCAACAUGAAUGAGAUUGUGGCGCAGGUGGAGGCCCAGAGCAAGCUGGAGAAGGCUGAGGGAGGCCUGUCGGCCGCUCCGUCCCGCGCGGUGUCGGCGGUGAAGAACAUCAACCUGCCCGAGAUCCCUCGCAACAUCAACAUCGGGGACAUCAACAUCAAAGUGCCCAACCUCUCGCAGUUCAUGUGACCGUCCUGCCGCCCGGGCUGGCUGCGGA
Messenger RNA from Dryobates pubescens (Downy woodpecker), 796 nucleotides. It is a transcript of the gene AP3S2, whose product is annotated as adaptor related protein complex 3 subunit sigma 2. The transcript has 6 exons. Gene Ontology annotation, biological process: Golgi to vacuole transport; intracellular protein transport. NCBI's taxonomy places the organism in Eukaryota, Metazoa, Chordata, Aves, Piciformes, Picidae. The coding region runs from base 187 to 768 and encodes 193 amino acids. The record is from RefSeq and is a predicted model, not a curated record. Gene Ontology annotation, cellular component: AP-3 adaptor complex; intracellular membrane-bounded organelle; membrane coat.